GACAACACCGUAGCAAUAACUGUAUCUUGUUAUAGUAAUAAACAAGUUUACGAAUAAGUCGUAAUAACAAAAUGUAUCUUAUUGAUUGAGAUGACAUUGCCAAUGUGUCCUCAUAAUGAUUAUAUAUGACGAAAGAAGCUUGCUAAAGUCAAUUUUUAAAAAUGCAUUUUUCUAUACCAGACACUCAACAAGCAACAGAUGAAAAUGGAUCAUCUUUUUGGUAUUUUCAUAUUCAUGUUAAUGGGGUUUAUCAUUGCAAGCAGCGAUAUAGUCAGCUAGACAAAUUUUAUGAAAAGUUAACAAACACAUACCCUGAUAGUAUGCCAAGCAAGUUGUUUCCACCUAAGAAACUAUUCUCUUUAAGUACUGAGCAGCUUGAAGAGAGGCGAGAGCAACUGGAAAAAUUCAUUCAGUUUAUUAGUCAAGAUCCAAUUUUGGGUGCCAGUGAUGAGUUUAACAAUUUUUUGCUUCAAGCACAACAGGAUGAUUAUGACAUGGAACCAACUGAAGUUGCAAUUGAGAUCUUUUUAAUGAAUGGAAACAAAGUAUCUGUUAACGUAAUGACAAACGAUAAAAAUGACAAAGUUUAUGAGGCUGCAAUGAAUAAAAUUGGCUUAAAAGAAGAUUUUUUUUAUUACUUUGCAUUGUUCAUGGUUGAGAAAGUUGAUAAUGAUGAAAUAAGAAUCGUACGAAAGCUUCAAGAUUUUGAAUCUCCUUAUUUGUCGUUAAAAGCUGUUGAGCAAAAACCUCAUCGCAUUGUUAUAAGAAAAAAUUAUUGGAAUUCAAAAUAUGAUGAAGACUUGAUUAAUGAUAGAGUUGCUAUGAAUCUUCUCUAUGUACAGACAGUGGAUGAUCUAGAUCGAGGUUGGGUUUUGUGUACAAAUGAACAGAAAAGCAAACUUAAUGAUUUACAAGAAAGAAACUUACGUAAAGAGUUUUUGCAAAUGGCUUCAAAAUUGAAGUUUUAUGGUUAUACCCAUUAUCUGCCAUGCAAAGCUAACUAUCCAAAAGACAACUCCACUGUAUUGAUGGCAUCUGGUAAUAGAGAGUUUAAUAUCAGAGUGAAAACUGAAGAUAAAAAAGUAAUGGAAGGAAGUUUUGUUAUUCAAAAGAUCAGAUCUUGGAAAUUAUCGUCCACGCCAGAUAGCGAAAAAAAAGAAAACCUUCAAUUUUCAUUUGAAUACUUGUUUAAGAAAGGUGAUAUCAGAUGGAUCAAUGUUGAGAGCACUCAGGCAGUGAUGAUGAGUAUGGUCAUGCAAGGAAUAGUAGACGAAAUUUUAAGAGAACAAAGUGGUAAAGGAAUUCGAAAAAAAGGUGAAGAAAAUACUGAGUCUUCUAUUGGUUCAUCAGAUGCAAUUAAAAAAGCUGUUAACCAUUCGGAGGAAAAGACAAAUAAAACUUUAAAGAAAAAGAAUAACCUGAAAAAAAAUGAAGUAUUUGCCUCACAUGAUAUUGGAGAUGAUGAUUUAUAAAUUAUCAGAGUUUUAAGAAAAGGAUUAUAGUAACCUCAUAAAUAACAAAUGACAUUAAAUCAAAGUAAAAAAUACAUUCUUACAAUAAAAUGAUAUUAUGAUAUAACGUAGAUAAUGCAUAAUCAACUUAAUACAGCUGGUGUGGUAUAUUUCUACUACAGUUGGUUUGUUAAUAUAUCAUUUGGUAAUUAUGUUUUCUUAUUGGUUGAUUUAUUGACAUAUGUUAUUAUUUGUUCAUUAUAGCAUUAGCGAUUUAUAAAUUUUUAAACAAACGUAUAACGUUUAAUUUACAGUAAUUUCCUAAAUUUUGUAUUUGAACACGAUUCAAACUAAUAUAUUCACGUUUUGUUCACGUUUUUUUGUAAUAUUUUUAAACUGUGUUUGUAUAAUUUUUAUACUUAAAGUUAAUAUUUCAACAUUUUUUUCUGAAUAAAUGUUUGUGAUUUUUUUUAAA
Hydra vulgaris (swiftwater hydra) is the source of this 1926-nucleotide messenger RNA. RefSeq names its product sorting nexin-17. Gene Ontology annotation, cellular component: early endosome. The record is from RefSeq and is a predicted model, not a curated record. Gene Ontology annotation, biological process: intracellular protein transport; endocytic recycling. Lineage: Eukaryota; Metazoa; Cnidaria; Hydrozoa; Anthoathecata; Hydridae. Gene Ontology annotation, molecular function: phosphatidylinositol binding.